CACCUUUCUAUUAUCCUUACUCCUUUGUUUCCUUUUGCUUCUUUUCAGCGCGCUGCAGUACACGAGCUUUGUAGCAUAUAUUUCUCUUGUUAUUUCUUUCUUUCUUUUAUUUACCCCUCAAAAAAAAUUAACGAUAUAAGAGCUUUUAGUCCCUCAACGAUAGAUUUUGGAUUCGGAUCAUAUAUACGAAAUUACGGCAUAGGACUCCUCGCCCUAUUAACAUCAGAUGCCGUAGUCCUGCCCAGCUCGAUCCGUCUGUCACGAUGGACACCCUAAAGAAGAUUCUCAUUGUAGUUUUGGCCAUAUCUUUUAUGGUAUUCAUUACCUUCUUCGGCAGACUUCCGGCUUUGAGGAAAACACCCAUCGCUUGGUUAUACAAGCUGAUAUGGAUUCAUUUCCCCGACCUGGUGUCGAGUAUAGACCAGACACUCACUGGUGGGAGAGUGACUGGAUCGCUGUCAUGGAUUUAUAAUCGCCUCAUGUAUGACCGUCAUCCAACGAUCGUGAUCUUCUUUUUAUUGAUCAUGACGGUCUCUGAGUACAUGUACCUCCCUGAUGUCUGGCCCAGGAUCGGCCUCUUCACCAAAUUCACCGCCACCAUCGCCGUCAUCCUGCCGUACGUGUUCCUGUAUCUCGCCUGCUCCGCAGACCCAGGGUACAUCACCCGCGAGAAUCAUGCGUACCACAUGUCUCUCUACCCCUAUGACUACGCCCUCUUCCAUCCGGGCAACGAAUGCCGCACCUGUCGGUUCCUGAAACCCGCGCGAUCAAAGCACUGCGAUGUCUGUAAACGCUGCAUCGCCAGGGCCGAUCAUCACUGCGUCUUCAUCAACUCGUGUGUGGGCUACGGCAACCACCACUGGUUCCUUCUCCUCCUUUUAUCGACGUGCGUCUUGGCCACCUACGGCGGCUUCCUGGGUCUCUACCUGUUAACGUCGAAAAUAAAAGAAGAGUACCCAUUAUGGACCGUCUGGCCAGGCCAAGAUUUGGAGUUCAGCGAGUAUCUUGCUGUCUGGGGCUGGGGCCUCCAUGGCGAUAUCCGUGUCGGCGCUGCCACUCUUCUCGCCCUCCUCACCUCACCUCUAAUAUGGGCCCUCUUCAUCUACACCGUCUUCCUCAUCUACUGCGGAACCACGACCAACGAGUCCAUGAAAUGGACAGACUACAAGGAGGACAUGAGGGACGGCUAUGCCUUUCGACGUCCUCUGGCGCCUAACCGACCCCGUAACUUGCGUUUGGAGCCACUAUGUCCUCGGUGGCCCUCGUCGCCAGAGCACAUCAUAUUGGCCACCCAAGACGCGCAGCCGCCAAGCGACCAAGGGAAUUACCCAGGCGAGGGCGAGUGGGAGCAUGUAUGGGACCUCAAAACCGUCGACAACUUAUAUGACAUGGGAUUGUGGCAUAACCUCGGCGAUGUCUUCUUUUCCAACUAUGCAUUUAAUGACGGAACAGAGGAGCCCCUAGCCGAGCGUCGACCACGAGGGCGCAGUAUCUCUACCACCAAGUCUGGAUAUCCUCAAUAAAAGAGACAUGAAUUCUAAUUCUCUUGUACUACAUUCGCGGCACGAGAAAGAGACAUCUUCAUCGAUACUGUUUGAAUAAUGGGGUUUUAUAUUGUAUUUUUUCCUCUUUCUUGUUGGACAUCUUCGUAUCAUCAUUCAUGUUCGUCGUAUCUACACGCAUCUAGGUCUUGCGUAGACCUACCAAGACUACCUAGUAAUAAAGUAUAUACCCAUCCGCCACCAUUGGC
Messenger RNA from Trichoderma harzianum CBS 226.95, 1750 nucleotides. RefSeq lists its product as hypothetical. Gene Ontology annotation, cellular component: endoplasmic reticulum; Golgi apparatus. Gene Ontology annotation, biological process: protein targeting to membrane; peptidyl-L-cysteine S-palmitoylation. The transcript has 3 exons. Bases 264 to 1523 code for a protein of 419 amino acids. NCBI's taxonomy places the organism in Eukaryota, Fungi, Ascomycota, Sordariomycetes, Hypocreales, Hypocreaceae. Gene Ontology annotation, molecular function: protein-cysteine S-palmitoyltransferase activity. The record is from RefSeq and is a predicted model, not a curated record.